CCAGCGCUCACACACAUCAUACAGCCGCAGUCGGUGUCCUCCGCAACACGCUACUCCCAACUUCAGCGUCCUGUAGGGUAACAGAAGCUUGUCUCAGUUCCACGGCUUUGCUCUGAGAAACUGCUCGGACAUCAACCUUGUGACCAGCUGUUGUGUGAACGGGAACCGCGGCUUUGCAAGGAUGCGUUCAGUUUUCUUCUUCGGUGCCUUCUUCACUGUUGCGAUGUUUCCUCGAGCAAGCAGCAUGGAGAAGGUCAUCGGCUUGUACGGCGAGACCAUCAAGGUGCCUUGCAACAAUGGCGACAACAAACCAUCCGAUCUGAUGUUCACCAAAUGGAAACAUUCGCGUGAGAACGGCACUUCAGGAGAUAUCUUGGUGAAGCAGGAACAAAAGGAUGAAGCAAAGAUCACAGCCACCGACAGCUAUAAGGACCGCGCUAGCAUCGGGACUGACUCCAGCCUGCUAAUCAGUCAUGCCGACCUUAGUGAUCAGAGAGUCUUCACCUGCAUGGUGGUCUCCAUAAAUAAUCUCCAAGAAUACCCUGUUGAAGUCGAAGUGCACAAGAGACCAUCAGCACCUGAAUUCAGGAACAAAGCGAGUCGGCUGGACGACGGCAAACUGACACCGCUGGGAGAGUGUGUAGCUGCCAGUGCAAAUCCCCCAGCAGAAAUCAUCUGGGUGAAGAAUAACAAGACGCUAGAGGCUGACAACAAGCUGAUCAUUAUCAGUGCCUCUGUAAAGAAGGACCCAGUCACCGGCUUGUCCACCACAACCUCUCAGUUACAGUUCACAGCAGGGAAACAGGAUGCGACCUCAAAGUUUGCGUGCGUCGUGAAACACGUGACCGGGCCUGACCUGAUGUCUGCACCUGAAACCUUCAGCAUCCACUACCCCACUGAGAAGGUGAACCUGCAGGUUCUGUCUACAGGCUCCAUUAAGGAAGGUGAUAACGUGACACUGAAAUGCCAAGCAGACGGAAACCCUCCUCCCACCAGCUUCAACUUCCACAUUAAGGGUAAGAAGGUCCUGGUAACCAACUCGGACGUCUAUACUCUAUCCAGCAUGAAGCGGGCUGACUCUGGAGAAUAUAAGUGCUCUCUGAUCAAUAACGAAAACAUGCAGGCUUCAGCGAACAUCACUGUCACCUAUCUGGACCUGAACGUCAUUCCCUCAGGAAACAUCUUGAAAAGGGUUGGGGAAUCCUUGGAGGUGAUCAUAGACAAGAAUUCCUCAAGCGAAGCCACAGUGAUGUGGACUAAGGACAACGGCAAGCUGGACAAACUCCCCGACUUCAGCAUUCUAACGUAUAAUCACGCAGGCUACUACGUGUGCGAGGCAGCUAUAGCCGGAAUCAAACGCAGCGCCGCCUUCAAACUGGAUGUGGAAGGCAGCCCUGUGAUUAAGAGUCUGAAAAAAGAGAGGAGCACAGAUGGCAAAGCCAAGGUGCUGAUCUGUGUGGCUGAGGGAUCACCUGAACCUGCAGUGUCCUGGAGUGUCAAUGGAACCCAUAGCCAGAGCCAAUACAGCAACGGGGUAAUCACUUACAAACUAACCGUGAUGCCCAGCGCGAACCUGACGGUCACCUGCCAAGUCUCGAACAGACACGGGACCGCCAGCAAGGACAUUGAAGUGCUAUCCUUAUUUGAAGAGCAGAAAGAAUCUCAAACAGAUGAUGACGACGACAAGGCCAAGGUGAUCGUGGGCGUGGUGGUGGGUCUCAUCGUGGCAGCCGCACUAGUGGGCAUCAUCUACUGGCUGUACAUGAGGAACAGACAAGGCAGCUGGAAGACGGGCGAGAAGGAGACGGGCACCUCAGAGGAGAGCAAGAAACUGGAGGAGAACAAUCAUAGACAAGAGCCUUAGACUGCACACAGGACCGGACACUCAAGACACAGAGAUGGUAGAAGAGAGGCCUUGUCACACUGAAUGUGCUGUACAACAACAACAACAUAUCCAUCAUCUGAUCUAAGACUCCUGAUAGGCUGUCAGGCUGCAUACGCGCGCAUCACAGAAUCGCCUGGAAUAUUUCUAGACCCAGACAAACAGUUCCUCCAAAAGCAAAACCCCCCAGCACCAUGCAAGAAUUAAAAACACCUGUGUUGUAAACAUUUAGUCUGCACUGAAAACUGUCUUUUAAUUCUGUUUUAUUUGAUUUACUUGUGUUGUUAGUGAAUGCUCUUUUCUUUCUUUCUGUCUUUCUUUCUUUCUUUCUUUUUUUCUUUCUCCCCCCAUGCGCGUUGCUGGUGUGAUGGGUUCAGCUUUCCUCCUUCUUUUUUUUCCACCUCUUUUUAGUAGAAAAAGAAAAUUACUGUACACUUUUCAGGCCUUUGUAAAUACGUCACUGGUAAGCACAUUCUCUUUGGUCAGUGCUGAGAUCGCUGUAUAUUUCAGGUUUUAAGUCAUGCGGGAUCACAGAAGCAUGCUGGAUUAUGGAGAGAUGAAGACAUCACUGCUGUUACAUUCUCACGCUCUGUUUAGAUUUAUUGUGUUUUUAUUUAUUUUUUAUUUUUUCCCCUCACUCCGAUCAGAACCAGUUCAGGUUGUCGCCACCCGAUAUCUCAAUUCCCAUUGGUCCAGAAGCGGAGUUGAUUUCCUCUGAAAGGUUUAGGACACAUUGUAUAUUAGUAGCGAUAGGAAUAUUAGCAGUAAGGUUCGGACUCUAAAUCUGAUCAACGUUGUUAAAAAUGAGGCGUGUCCUAACAAACCCUCGAACGGCCUUACAGUAACUUACUGUAAAUCCUAUAGAAGGCCAUCCCAAGCUCAGACUACUGGCUAAAAUACACUACACAGGUUGAUUAUGUACUAUAUUAUAUACUAUAGACACUAAGUUCAAUGUCAUAACUCAUAUUUUGUAGUUAUCAUCAAUCAUGGAUACUUGACUCGCCAGUUCGAACAGGAGAUUAGCAUAAAAUCCACCAAGAAAUAACACUCGUACCAUAUUUUGCAGCCUUGCACAAAGCCUUAAUACCUACUUUUAUUUGAUUAUUUAUUUCAAGAAAUAAAGAAAUGAAGUUUACUUUCUUUGUGCCAGAUAGAAUGAUGUUCUGCCUUGAUUUCUAUCAGCGUAUGUAGGUUGUCUAUAAGGUACAAUGUGCUUUUAUUAAUAAACAUCGGCACUCGAUUGCUCCGUAUGUUAUUUUUACUUGAUUAUAUAUUUUUUUUUACAUUCUUAUUAGUCUGACUGAUUUAGAGUCCCACACUGUAGUUUGAACCUGUGAUAGUCUGAGGCGUCGUUCCGUUAACUGUGGUCUGAAGAGGUUGUAAAUAUGUCCAGUCUUUGUGUCUUAGCUCAUGUUUGGCUAUUUAUGUUGUGUAUGAGGUUAGUUGCACUUCUGCCUGGGCGUUAGUUAGGUAUAAAAUAAAUAAAAAAAUAAAUAAAUUCUCCAUCCACAUACUCUUAUUUAUGUUCAGUGUGUACCACUUUGGAUGGUUAUGCGAGAUGUUUGGAGACGUGAGAUUUAGUUUAGUUUUGUCUCUCUAGACGAAUUUGGGAAAUUUUUCGUCUCAUGCAUUUGUUUAUUUUCGAACCAUCAGGGCAGCAGUGAAACCAAAGAAGGUAAAUGAGAAGGAGGCCAUAAAAGUGUUUGUAAAUACCGACUUUUGGUUUUGUACUUUUGUUGAAAAUAAAGUGUACAUUUUAAA
Ictalurus punctatus (channel catfish) is the source of this 3643-nucleotide messenger RNA. It is a transcript of the gene alcama, whose product is annotated as activated leukocyte cell adhesion molecule a. Bases 182 to 1864 code for a protein of 560 amino acids. NCBI's taxonomy places the organism in Eukaryota, Metazoa, Chordata, Actinopteri, Siluriformes, Ictaluridae. Gene Ontology annotation, biological process: heterophilic cell-cell adhesion; homophilic cell-cell adhesion. The record is from RefSeq and is a predicted model, not a curated record. The transcript is spliced from 16 exons. Gene Ontology annotation, cellular component: adherens junction.